Molecule: messenger RNA, 570 nt
Organism: Gossypium raimondii (Peruvian cotton)
Lineage: Eukaryota; Viridiplantae; Streptophyta; Magnoliopsida; Malvales; Malvaceae
Product: probable CCR4-associated factor 1 homolog 11
Exons: 2
Coding region: 1-570 (189 amino acids)
Cellular component (GO): CCR4-NOT complex; CCR4-NOT core complex; P-body
Molecular function (GO): poly(A)-specific ribonuclease activity; nucleic acid binding
Source: RefSeq, a predicted model, not a curated record
AUGUCGAUUUCUGGCAAUAAGUCAAUCGUUGUGAGAUGGGCUUUUGCUGAAGAUUUGAACAGUGAACUUUCAUUGAUUAAGGCAGCAAUUUUGAGUCUGGUGACCAAUUGUCACCAUAUGAAGUCAAAUGUUGACGCGCUUCAAAUUAUUCAGCUUAGCUUGAGUCUUUCGGAUGCUCAGGGUAAUUUACUGGACUUUGAUUCUCCCUUUUCUUACAUUUGGGAAUUUAAUUUUCGAGAUUUCGAUAUUAAUCAAGACUGCUAUGCUAGCGAUACGGUUGAGCUGCUCAAACGUCAAGGGAUAGAUUUUGAGAAGAAUAAAGAGAAGGGGAUUGAUUCUAAAGAUUUUGCAAAGAAGCUUUGGGAUUACGGCUUAGUUUUCAAUUGCUAUGAUCUAAAAAGUAUUACUUGGAUUACUUUUCAUCAGAUUUAUGCUAAAGAUUCUUACUCAAAGUUGAUUGCCUUUGCAUCUUCACUCAUUCGUGGAUCAAUUAGCUUAUUUCUUCAGCUACAACAUUUUCAGCCUCAAGCACACCUUCAAGUUCUUGGGGCUGUUAGGCGGUUUAGAUAA